AUGAAUACAACGACUGCCAAGAAGCCUUCCGGUUUAUCUGCUGGAUUAAGCCUCGACCCUUGGUCUGACGAAUUAAUGGCUAUCUGGGUCCCCAUUGCUGUCUACUGGAUUCAAUGCUCAAUCUUUGAAAUCUUGAUGAGACUUGAGAUCCCAUUUUUCGAGAAAUACCGCAUUCACUCACCAGAAGACAGAAAUAAGCGAAACAAGGUGGGCUUUGGUAAAGUGCUCUUGAUGGUAGCACUUCAACAUGUCGUUCAAAUUGUGCUCGGCAUCGCUCUGAUGAAGAACUUGGACCCUGCUGCUGAUCAAAUAAAAUACGAUAAUGCCAUCAAUAGAUAUUCCACCAUUGUUCUCAAUAUCAUGACAAAUCUCGGUCAACCUAAAGACUCUGCUUUCACCAUUGCAAACAACAUUGCUUAUUUCAUCCAAAACUAUAUGGUACCCUGUGUCCAAUUCUUCGUUGCCAUGGUUAUUGUAGACACUCAUCAAUACGUACUUCAUCGCCUGGCACACACAUUCACAUUCAUGUACAAGCACAUGCACUCGCAUCAUCAUCGCCUUUAUGUCCCUUAUGCUUUCGGCGCUUUGUACAAUCAUCCUUUGGAAGGCUUUUUGUUGGAUACAUGCGGUGCUGCUAUUGCAUUUGAAGUAACUGGCAUGUCUGCAAAGAUGGGCAUGUGGUUCUUUACCUUUUCCACCCUCAAAACAAUUGGUGAUCAUUGUGGCUAUGCUUUCCCCUGGGACCCACUUACCGUCUGUUUCGGCAACAAUGUCAAUUACCAUGAUAUCCAUCAUCAAGCUCAUGGCAUCAAGACCAACUUUGCUCAACCUUUCUUCACUUUCUGGGAUGUUCUUUUACAUACAGAAUACAAUCAAGUGAUGAAGGCCAAGGCUGAAGCAAAGGCUGCUAAGAACAAGGCCAUUUAA
Mucor velutinosus is the source of this 927-nucleotide messenger RNA. RefSeq lists its product as uncharacterized. The record is from RefSeq and is a predicted model, not a curated record. Bases 1 to 927 code for a protein of 308 amino acids. Gene Ontology annotation, cellular component: endoplasmic reticulum membrane. The transcript is spliced from 3 exons. Gene Ontology annotation, molecular function: iron ion binding; sphingolipid delta-4 desaturase activity. Gene Ontology annotation, biological process: sphingolipid biosynthetic process. NCBI's taxonomy places the organism in Eukaryota, Fungi, Mucoromycota, Mucoromycetes, Mucorales, Mucoraceae.